Molecule: messenger RNA, 684 nt
Organism: Suillus paluster
Lineage: Eukaryota; Fungi; Basidiomycota; Agaricomycetes; Boletales; Suillaceae
Product: kinase-like protein
Exons: 5
Biological process (GO): protein phosphorylation
Molecular function (GO): protein kinase activity; ATP binding
Source: RefSeq, a predicted model, not a curated record
AGAGUGCGUCGUGAGCUGAAAAUUUGGGGCCGUCUUAGACAUCAUAGCAUUCUUCCACUCUGGGGAGUGGCAAACGACUUCGGGCCCUACCUCGCAAUGAUUUGCCCAUGGACCAACAACGGAACUCUCACAGGCUUUCUCGAGCGACAAGAAGGCACAUUGUCGUCUCAAGACAAGUUCUCUCUUCUGAAUGAUGUUGCUCUUGGGUUGCAAUACCUCCACAGAAAAUCAGUUGUCCAUGGUGACCUUACAGGGUCAAAUGUCUUGAUUUAUAGCACCGGUCGGGCAUGCCUUGCUGAUUUCGGUCUAUCCACUAUCAUGGUUGAGUUCAUUGGUACCUCCUAUUUCACAAGCAGCAACCGAGGGAAUGUCCGAUGGGUGGCUGCAGAGUUAUGCGAAGAGGAUGAUAAAAUCUCGCUCAGCACCGAAUGCGACAUAUACUCAUUUGGCAGUAUCGCUUUGCAGGUAUUGACGCGCAAGGUACCCUACUACAAUUUGAAGACGGAUAUUGCAGUGUUGGGACAAGUCAUGAAAGGUGUGAAACCAGAACCUCCGAAGGAGUCGCGAAUAGCGCCUGGGCACUGGAAGUUCAUACAACGAUGUUGGUUGCCUCGUGCGAGUCGCCCAUCAGCUGGAGAAAUUGUAGAGUUUGUGGGACAUGAACGAAAAGCUCUGUCCCCUUGA